Molecule: messenger RNA, 399 nt
Organism: Necator americanus (New World hookworm)
Lineage: Eukaryota; Metazoa; Nematoda; Chromadorea; Rhabditida; Ancylostomatidae
Exons: 3
Coding region: 1-399 (132 amino acids)
Source: RefSeq, a predicted model, not a curated record
AUGUACUACACAAUUGCGCUACACACUUUGAUGGCCGCAUUUAUCGUUAGUGACGGGCUCAAAUGUUAUGUGGGCUCAAAAGGUUUCAUCAAUGGUGCGUUGAACGCGAAUUUUGUGGAGAAUUCCUGUGAAGAGGGCAUGAAACACUGCUUUGACUCGUAUUCGGACGACCUUACGGAAAUCACCGCGUCAUGUCAAACACCGAACACCGAACAAAAAUUGUUGGAUGUUUGUAAGAUUGGUUGUCAAAACCACACGGAUCUGAACGUAACCGUGUGCUGCUGUGAUUCGGAUCUUUGCAAUCUACCAAAUUCGGAAAAACCAACCGGCAAGCCACCUUCCGGCGAACAACGACUAUACUAUAGAAGAGGAGAGAUAAAGUUGACCAAAUCGCUGUAG